AUGUCAGCUAAGCCUCAAGCGAAGAAGAAGAAAGAUGACGAGGAGAGGAACUACGAGUUAGAGAAUGAAAUGAUGAGGAGGAGAAUUCAGACAGUUCGUGAAAUGAUUGAACUGCUCGAAAAGGAAAUCGUCACUACAGGUUUGCACAAGGAUCAGGUUAUUGAAGGGAAGAGAGCCAUGAUGAAGCGUCUUGAGCGAGAAAUGGAAGCUAUGGCACUGGAGUUUUCUGAAAUUCUAAUGAUGAAGACAGCGGGCAGCCUGCUCGUCUGUGCUGUUCUCAUGCAAGGAGUCCUUGCUGGGCCGAAGAGAGGCAGACAUGAUAAUAAAAAAGCUGUGGAUAUUAGUCCGCUACCCGUUGCGGUUUCCCUCCCUCCUGUCGUUGAAAUACCCACUGAGAAGCUGACAAAAUGCUUCGAAGUCCCUUUCUCAGUACAGCAGCCUUGCACAUCAAAAGUGACAAUUCAACAGCCUUACGACUGCGAUGAAUCUGAGCUCCAUGAAGUUUGUACCGAACGCAUGACCGAGGUUCCCUCAGUAUGCUUCGAGACAGUGGUCAGCGAGGAGACGUACGAUUGUCCGGUUACGUCAUCCCAGAAGGUCUGCGUGAAGAUUCCGGUCUCGGAGUCACGCGUGUGCAAGACGAAGACGGUCAAGCAAGUGAAAAAGGAUUGCCCCGCCGUGGACAAGGUGACCACCUGCCAAGUCUUGUCCGACGUCGUCGAAGACGUGUGUCUGGAAAGUGCGGUGGUCGACCAAAAGUACAGUUGCUGGAAAACUGAAGUUCGACAAGAAUGCGAGACACACAUGAUGACGGCGGAGAAUCAGUGCACACGGGAAGUGCAGCAUCCAGUCCCCUACGAGGUUGUCGAGGUCGAAUACGAUACAGUGUGUAAGAAGGUCGAAAAGCCUGUUACUGUCUCAGCUGUUCGAGAGAAAAUUGAAACCGAAGAAUAUCCUUGUCCUGAGAUUGUGCACGUGAAGGAAUGCCAGAAAACCACGAAGCAGAUUCAGAAGCCUUGCAUGAAGAAGGAAAUGCGGCAGGAAAAUUACGAUUGCUCGGAGACGAAGCUGCAGCAUGUGACAAAAACCUGCACGCGGACAGUUCCUCGCGAGAGCUAUAUCUCGACUUGCACGCCAGUCAUUUCUAAGAAACUCAGAAGACUUGGUCCCGCGAAAAAGAGCGAGGAGGAGUGCACGAAAAAGAAAGUGGUUAUUGAAGAGGUAGAAUCGUAUCCGUGUGAAGAGAACAUUCCAGUCGUGGUUCCUAAGAUAUGCCAAAAGGAGGUGGAGGUGGAGGUUGAAUCCUCAUGCGCGGAGACAAUGCCUGACGAAGUUUGCCACAUGGUGCAAAAGACAGUCCCAAAGACAUGUAGUCGACCCAAGAAGGCAGCGGAGACAUAUGAGUACAAGGAUGUGACUUACGAGGAUGUUUGCGAGAAAGUUCCACGAGAAAUCAAAAAGACCGCGCUUAAGAUGGAGACAAGGACAGAGACAUAUCCUUGCGAGACAGCAAAUUUCAAGGAAAAGUGUGUUGACGUGACCGUUCCUGUCCAAGCAGUGUGCCAAGCCAGCAUCAUGAAGACUAUUGAGAAGAAGUGCCCUAGGACUGUUUACAAGUCUGAGUGCCACACAGCUGAAGUGGAAGUCACAAAGCCUUGCUUUGUCGAAGUGGAGCACGAAGAGGAAUACACAUGCUUUGAGCAAGGCUUUAAGGAGAAAUGUUCUACAGUCCCUGUGUAUGAGAUGGGCAAGUGCAAGACGAUUGUCUCCCGCGAGCAGGAAGUGCCCUGCACAAGGCAGCACGCAGUACUCGACUGUACAAUGCAAGCUUUUCCAGUUAAGAAGACGUGCUUCAAAGAGGUGUCAGAUGUUAAAGACGAAGUGUGCUACAGCACUGCCGCGCAGCAAGAAUGUGUUGACCUAAUUGUCACUGCAUUGCCUCCCGUCCCGGCGCCCGGCAAGGAUUGA
Molecule: messenger RNA, 1968 nt
Organism: Neospora caninum
Lineage: Eukaryota; Apicomplexa; Conoidasida; Eucoccidiorida; Sarcocystidae
Exons: 3
Coding region: 1-1968 (655 amino acids)
Source: RefSeq, a predicted model, not a curated record